AUGUCGUCGCACGCCUGGCUUGACUCUCUGUCGGAGGACUGGCCCUCAGAGCCAAACUCUCCAACCAACUCCAAGCCUCCAACCAGGAACGGCACAACACGAUCCAGUGUCAGAGCCAGCGGGACUAAGAUCCCGCGGCCAUCCAGUGGCCACAGCGUUAGUAGAAGAUUGUCGGCCACGCCCAACCGGAACAAUAGCGCCGCUCUGAGCGAGCGAAGCCCCAGCGACAUUAACAUCCCCGCACAGCUGUCCAAGAGAACUCCAUCGAAGCUCUCUCAUGAGGUCAGGUCUCAUCUCCCUCGAGGCCGCACAGCGAGCAGGUCCAUUUCUGGCUCUCCUGCAGGAUCUGUUGUUCACAAUACCGUCCAGCGCCAGUCGCUCAGCUCAUCGCCCGACAAGAGAAAAUUCGACACCCCAGAAUGGAAACGAAGGCUAAUUUACGGCGAACUGGCCUAUGGGGAGCAGCGUGACCUCUUCACUUCCGCUGGUACCGGUCUUGAGGGCAUGUUCAAGCCACCGGUUCCGGCAAAGGCCCCUCCCGGACAUCCAGACGAGGACCGCAGCGAUUUACAGAGGAACAACACGACAUUUCCUUCCAGUCCACCGGAAAUCGCAGGGAACUAUUCCAACUACGAGGUCUACUCUGAUCGAUACACGGAACAGGAACUGCCCGAGCACAUUGGGGCAAACCAGUCCAAGGGUCGCUCGGUCAGGUACAAACUAGCCGACGAGGGAGGAUCUGACACGAGCGAGUUGAGCGACAUGUCCGUUCGACGAAACGUGCCACGAGAGGGAGCGCAAGCAGACAGUAGCCGGUCUGCAGCACAAUUUCUAGCUCCAGCCACUGCCGGUGACGAGUCGCGAAAGACAAGCAGUCAAAGUGCGGCUCGCCACGAAGACUUCAGCCCCAUCUUCAUCGGUAGGCGUGGUGGCGAAGAUGGCAAGAAUGAUUUCUCUGCGCUGGACCUGUCGCCGUCAGUCCUGUAUGAGCGUCUUGAGAAGCUCCAGAAGGACCGCUCGCGCGCAAGCGGCUCCGAGCAUGGUCACUCGUCUGCGGGAGGAGGCAGGCCCCAAGGAACAGCAGCCACGGAGGGCUUGCAACGGCUCGGCAGCUUUGUCAACCUCCGUAGGGGAGGUCAGUCGGUUGACGGCUCCUUUCAGCAUCCCGUGUUGACACCAGCACUGGGAAACACAUCAGACAUGCUUCCGGAAGAAUCUCUCCAAGCAAGCACUCCGAAGCAGUUCCCGAGCCUACGUGGUCACAAGCCAGACUCUCAGGACAUGUCAUCUGAGACGCCACCCGUGCCUGCUGCGCCGUUCCCAAGCCCGGAGAAGAAGCAUCUUCGUGCCCAGGGCAGUGGCGGCAGCCCACUGAAGCUUUUUGGGCCGUAUGAUACAUUCACAAACCAAACACUGUUGAGACGAAUCAGCCAAUUCGAGGACCCAAAUACAUCGCCCACGUCAGAAAGACCUCCAAUACUCGGCAAGCGGACUUCGCUGGGAAGUGCGUCAAAAAACACUACCGAUGCGGACCUCAAACCGCAAUCAGAUGAGGAAGAUCCAGGGCAGAAUUCUGAUUCCCGUAAAAGGCAGACUAGGUCGGUCAGUCAGUUCGGGGCAGGAGAGCUUGAUGGAUUUGAGUUUGAUGAGGACUUCUCCCGUCUUUCCAACGAGUCUGACGACGACGAGGUCUCUUUCCAUCGGUCGGUCGCAUUCAAUGCCACGGCGGACUCUUCGCCUUCGGGAGGCGCUAAUAUCUCCAUUGCAAAACGACGUCAGAAACCGGACAACAUCUCGGCACUGCACUUCAGGACUUUCUCGGGGGCCGCCUCACGAGCUGCGUCUGCGGCCGUGCUAGCAGCCACUCCGAAACACCAGAUCCAAGACCAUGAGUACAAGAGACCGCGGACAUCACCCACGAAAGACCCGACGCCGAAGCGCAGGAGAACUCUACAUGAGUCCGAUAUCUCAUUCGGUGCUGGAGACGAGCAUAUGCUGGAGCCAACACAGACUUCCCAUCAGCAUAUGCAGGUUAUCAUCGGAAGGAAGCGUAAGGACGCUCGCGCUGGCGAAAUGCAACAAAAAGCUAAUGCCGAAGUUCUAGCUUCUCGCAAGGUCCUCCGCGUUCGAACUCCAACCCCGAGUCCCAGUCAGAGGUCGUCAGUUCAAAGGGAAGAACAUCCUUACGAUCAGUUAAAAGUCCCUGCGAAUGAAGGAGCGAGACGUGCGCGGAAGGGCGUUCAGAAAGCUCAGCAUCAACCUAAUUUUCCGGUGGGCGGAGGGAGGAAGCCUUCCAUCAGAACAGAAGACUUCAUAAACGAAGCACACCGCAUCAUGGCGGCUAUCAGAGGCAAGAACGGUACGCGGAGUGGCCUUACGAGCGUGGAAGAGUCCGAAUCGGAAAACAUCAAGCAGGCCACCCGGGAGCCAGCCUUGCCAGAUUCUUCAUUUCAGGAGUCGACUCGAGAACCAUUUUCACGACCGCCCAGCCGUGAUGGGAAGCCUAUCCCAAGGGCCGUCAACCGGCAACAAAAUCCCGAGCUAGUGAACCAUUUGAAGAAAUACGAGGAGCAUAGCGACAUGGGUGAUAUCAUCGCCUCCUCUCUCCGGUCACUCGGUGUCUCUAAAGAAGAUAUUCAGGCGGUGCAAGCACUGGAGUAUCGGUCGCAUAGCUCUAUGUCGGAGGCGUCUGAGCAUAGCGUCUUGCGGCAUGAUGAAAUCGUCAGCGACCCACCCAACAUUCGGAUUUCUGAGAACCCUCAUCGCUAUGAAAACACCACUUCAGCUGAACAGGCCCAGCAAUUCCGAGACCGACUUCCCUCUCACAGUUCAGGCUCCGAAUCUGGCAUUUCCACUGGACAAUCGGUACGAACAGGAUCCUCCCGGGGGUCAGAUACCAGGAGGACCAUCGCACCACAGAGUGUGUCCCAUCUCAUCCCCGACCAGGUCGGCAACAUGGUUUUAGAUAGACAACGCAACAUUUGGGUCAAGAGCAACAAGGUGCACGCGACACGCCCGAAGAGAAGCAGCACCCUCGUCUCUGAGAAUAGCGAGGACGACCCGUUUGCUGACAUUCCCGACUUGACUGUGGAUGCGACGAGGGAGCUGCAGAACCUGAGAGAUAAGCAGAGUCGGCAGGGUGAGUCAGGCAAGCAGUUCUUUGGACCAGAGAAGUUCGUGGGAAGUCCGGAGCAGUCGGUUCGAGGCCAGUCUCUCAAAUCCAUUCUCGUCAGGGAUUUUGCGGAGAAACCAGGCAAGAAUGGCUCGAUGAGGUCUACCAGUAGACUCAUGAAGAAGUUUGCCGAGGCCGACAACGAGGACGUUGAGCACGAGAUCACAAUACAUGAAGAUCGCCUGGAAGACUCGUCACCUCGUCGACGAAUGACGAUCAGUUUUUCGUCUCCAAUCGCUUCAAUCAUACAAGAUGUGGUAUCCGGAAGCGGCCCCGAAGAAAACAACACAAGCAUGUUCGAGCAAUCUGUCGCAGAUAUCCUCCAGUCAACAGGAAGGCAUAGUCGCCGUGCAACACCCGUUCAUUCUCUGAACGGCCACGGCGGGCCACGCCCACGAAGCUCGUCUAGCGCACCAUCACGCCAUAUGUCGGUCAAGGGCGCAUCAUUCGUACCUCGACCAGUCUCGGUCAUUGAGGAGGAGAGUGACGAGAAGAGCUUUGCGGAUAGGACAGAAGUCAGCAAGGCCGGGGACCAGAGUCUUACGGAAGAGAAGCCAAGUCAACGUCGCCAAGCAAGUGUGAGCAUCAUGUUCAAAACUCCUGGUCGGCCCAAAUCAAGCCUUCGACCAGACAAUGCGGAAACGCUGAGCCACCAAAUCGGCAAUUUAUCACUGAGUCCGAUAUCCGACUUCACUGCACACCAGGAUCGCUCAUACGCGUUUGAAGUGAGCUACCUCGUCGGUGACCAGAACCUUGUCACGGGCGACACCUCACGGAAGCGCAUGUCGCAGACGGUUCGUCACCUUGUCAGCAAAAUUGCGGAAGUGGAGCCAUUUGAGCCGUAUUGGGAGGACUUGAAGGAGAUCGCACUCCGUGAGAAAGAUUUGGGCAGUCUGCACAUGCUAGAACGGUUUUGUGGGAGCCUUGUGAAAGUCGAUGUCUCUCACAAUACGAUCAGAGCUCUAGACGGUAUCCCGUCAUCUACUCGCGAGUUGACCAUCACCCACAACAUGCUUAGCGAGCUGACUGCUUGGGAUCGACUGGCAAACUUGCAGUAUGUGAACGUUUCGAACAACGACAUCAAGAGUCUCUCAGCUUUCAACGGUCUGGUUCAUCUGCGCGGCUUGGAUGCCGACAAUUGCGGGUUGGCGAACCUGGAUGGCCUCAGAUUUCACGACUCCCUGUUGACCUUGCGGGCCAGGGGGAAUUCCGUUGAGAAGCUCAGCUUUGACGGCACAAACCUGCAAAGGCUGACCAGCCUUGAUCUGGAGGGCAACAAGAUACGGGAAAUUGAGAGUCUGCACGAGCUUUCUUCCUUGACCUAUCUCAAUCUGAAAGGAAACCAGUUGGUUAAAUUCAGUUCUGCUGAGCCACUCGCACUGAACCACCUAAUCAUCAGCGACAACAAGCUGAGAAAAAUCGAUGUCGCCUCGAUGCCUCGACUUCACCUCCUCUACGCUGAUCGCAACAAGCUCACGACAGUCGACGGCCUGUCUCGAGCUCCUCAUCUGGACAGUCUAUCGCUUAGGGAGCAGGGCGGAUCAAGGCCUUUCGACAUGUCCUUCUUGGAGACCGCAUACGAGGUUCGAAAGUUAUUCCUUUCAGGGAAUCAUCUCGGAUUCUUUGAUCCGCCACGCGACUUCCUCAACCUGCAGCUCUUGGACCUGGCGAACUGCGGCCUGCAGCGGCUGCCCGAUAACCUCGGACAACUGAUGCCCAACUUGCGUGUGGCCAACCUCAGCUUCAACGGUCUGUCCGACGUCAGUGGUCUCACGAGUAUCCCAAGACUCAAACGCCUGCUACUUGCAGGCAACCGGCUGGCCGACCUAAAACCCCUGCUCGGUGUUUUGAGCCAGUUCCCAUGGCUGACCGAGGUUGACGUGCGUGACAAUUCGGUCACGCAAGGCUUUUACCCUCCUGUACGCGUGAUCCUCCGAGAUGGAGAAGCGCAAAACACCGACGUUUUCAAGCUCCCUGACGCGGACCCCGAACGUGAUGCAAGGUACUGUGGGCGCCUGGAUAUGGAGACUCGAAUCCAGCGGCGGGUAUACGAACGCAGAUGUGUGCGCUCGUGUAAGCAUUUGCAGAAAUUGGACGGCCUGCAAGCGAACAGAAAGAUACGACAUAUAAGAGAUGUGGUAUGGAAGAACAUGGUGCUGAGGGGGAUGCUGCUUCAGCCUGACGGGAUGCCAUUCGACCUGUCUCAGUACGAACUCGAGAAGGAAGAGGACCCUACCUCGUAUGUCAGUGAAGGGGAGAGCGAUGGCGAGAAGGGCAAGACGAAGUGUGCCGCCGACGAGAGCGAGCGUUGGGGCAUCGAGGACAGCUUCGCGGGCUGA
Diaporthe citri is the source of this 5511-nucleotide messenger RNA. RefSeq lists its product as uncharacterized. Gene Ontology annotation, molecular function: protein binding. The coding region runs from base 1 to 5511 and encodes 1836 amino acids. Lineage: Eukaryota; Fungi; Ascomycota; Sordariomycetes; Diaporthales; Diaporthaceae. The transcript has a single exon. The record is from RefSeq and is a predicted model, not a curated record.